Messenger RNA from Rotaria sordida, 1632 nucleotides. The record is from the annotation of a GenBank genome assembly. Lineage: Eukaryota; Metazoa; Rotifera; Eurotatoria; Philodinida; Philodinidae.
AUGGAUAAUCAUAAUACUUCUUCAAUAUUAUCUCAAAAAGAAAAUCAACUAGAAGAAGAAUCAUUAAAUUCUAAUCGAUUACCAAGAACUUCACGAAGAUCAUCAAGAAAAAAUAUUGCUACAGAACAUUUUAAUUCUUCUGAUAUUCCAAUUAAAUCAAGUGGUAAAUCAAUUAUUGUUAUUACAAUUGAAGAAAAUCCCAAACGUGAAAAACGUGAAUUAAAUCAUCUUAAUGAUCGUUUUGCUUCGUAUAUUGAACGUGUACGUUUUUUGGAAGGUCAAAAUAAAACAAUUCAACUUGAAAUAAAUCAACUACGUGAAAAAUUAAAUUCACGAAUAACCAAAGUAAAAGAAAAAUAUGAAAAUAAAAUAUCUGAAGUUCGUCAAACUAUUGAUAAUACAGUGAAAGAUCAUGCUACAGUUUAUCUUCGUGCUAAACAUGCUGAAGAAAAUACAUUAAAAUUUAAAGACAAAUGUGAUUCAUUAUUAGCUGUAAGAGAUUCUGAUCGUAAACAAAUUGAAUUUUUACAAAAACAAUUGUUUGAUAAUGAAGCAGAUCUUAAUUUAAUUCAUCGUCGUUUAACCGAUUUAGAAGAUGAACAAAAACGUUGUCAUAUUGAAUCAAAACAACUUCUAUUAGAUAUUCAACGUAUAAAAAAUGAUUUAAAUGAUGAAAUAAUAUCUCGAAUACAAUUAGAAAAUCAAAAAGAAAAUCUUGAAAAAGAAAUUGAAUUUUUAAAAGAUAUACAUUUACAUGAAAUAGAAGAAUUAAAACAAAUUAAUUUAAAUAAUACUUCAACAUUAAAUCCAACGAAAUUUUUUCAAUAUGAAUUAUCAAAUGCUAUAAAAAAUAUUCGACAAGAAUAUGAACAACUUAAUUUUCAUCAACGACAUGAACUUGAAUCAUGGUAUCAAUCAAAAGUUACACAAGCUAUAAAAGAAGUUCAAGCUAGUGAAAAACCAAAAAAAAAUAUUCUUGAACAAGAAGAAAUUCAAAGAUUACGAACAUUAGUUUCAAAUUCACAACAAGAUAUUACUACAAUCCAUCAACGAAAUGAAGAAUUAGAAAAUCGUAUUCGAGAAUUAGAAGAUCUUAUUAAAAUUGAACGAAAUGAAAAUAUUCGAGCAUCAAAUGAACGAAAUCAAAAAUUAAAAGAAUUAAAAGAUCGUCUUGUAGAUUUAGCACGAAAUUAUGAUGAACUUAUUUCAAUGAAAAUAUCACUUGAUUCAGAAAUUUCUAUUUAUAGAAAAUUACUUGAAGGUGAAGAGAAAAGAGAAGGCUUAAAACGAAUAGCUGAAAAUGUUGAACACCAAAUACAAGCUAAUUUUCCUGCUACUAGUGGUGAAUCAAUCACUUAUUCACAAUCUUAUCAAAGAAAAAAUGAUAGUCAAGAAAACCAAGAUCGGUCAUAUGCUGAUGAUCGUGAAAAUACAUUGAACAAAGAAACACCUUAUUUAUCGCCAAUAUCUUCAUCAUCUAAUAAUAAUAAUAUUCAAAACAAUGAUGAACCGAUACAAACGCCUAUGCAUGAAGAAUUUGUUCAACUUCAAAAUCUGAAUGCAUCAUCUGAACGUAAUUCUGAUUAUGAUUCAUCAAAAGAAGAUUCUCAUGAACAACAUGAUCAUUUAUAA